Messenger RNA from Acanthosepion pharaonis, 837 nucleotides. Lineage: Eukaryota; Metazoa; Mollusca; Cephalopoda; Sepiida; Sepiidae. The record is from the annotation of a GenBank genome assembly.
AUGUUUCAGGCUAUUUCCAGGAAUGACCUCUACACAGUCCACCGUCUCAUUAGCAGUGGCAUUGGUGUGAACUCUGUCCUUCAUAAUCCUGAUCGCAGAGACAGCACAACAAUUCUGUCUGAGGCAGCUUAUGCUGGUAGAUUGGACAUUGUUCAGUACCUGGUCAAUGCAGGUGCUCUAAUUAAUCAUAAAGACCCUUGCUUUGGCCGCACCCCUCUUCAUUGGGCCUGCAUGGGUCAUCAGAGAGAUGUCGCAAUCUAUCUUAUUGAACAUGGAGCAGAUGUGAACUGUGUAGAUCGUGACAAUGUGACCCCGAUUCUCUUUGCUGCAAUGAGAGGCUGUGACAUGAUAGUAACAUGCUUGAUUAAGAAUGGGGCUAACCCCCACAAGGUGGAUCGGCUUCGUUCCUCAGCUCUUCAUUAUGCAACAUUCCAUGGUCACUCAGCAGUGGUGUCUCGGCUUAUAGAAGUUGGCUGCAUCCCUAACAAUAAAGUUAUAUUUGGGCAGGGGACGCCACUCGCAAAUCUUGUGCACAACAAAGACUAUGCAAACUGUCGUCUGUUGCUAGAGAGCGGCUAUGAUUUGAAGAAUGAGGAUUAUCUCCACAAAUAUAAUGAAAUGUUUAUCCAUUCCACGUUUUCUGAUGAAUCUAGUGAAAAUGUUACUGAUACCAUCUCUCAGAUGAAUAAUAUUGUCCGAUGGCUGAAGACACCGCGUUCUUUGCAGUGUUUUUGUCGGACAGUUAUUCGAAAUAGAAUGCGAGGAAGUUAUUUGCAAGAGCGAAUUAAUGCUCUUCCAAUUCCUUCCCAAUUAAAACGUUAUCUUUUAUUUCUAUAA